Molecule: messenger RNA, 774 nt
Organism: Dinoponera quadriceps
Lineage: Eukaryota; Metazoa; Arthropoda; Insecta; Hymenoptera; Formicidae
Gene: galla-1
Product: MIP18 family protein CG30152
Exons: 3
Coding region: 166-687 (173 amino acids)
Source: RefSeq, a predicted model, not a curated record
GUGCUCACAUACGUAGAGGUCUUCAAGAAAUCCAACAUGGACGCCGAGUCGUGUUGUCGUAACGCUAGGUUACAUUUGCUUCGACGUUUCACCGUUUGUCUCUGAACGCGGAUGACGUAAUUCGGCAUCAUGUUCUCAUGUUUUUUUUUAUAGUCAUUGGUAAAUAUGCUAUCCUUUUUUCGAAAGUUGUCAAUCGGGGGAAAGAUAAAGGAUGGUGUAUUGCCGGAGAGAAUGAUGGAAACGGCGGAGGACUUGUCGGUAGUGAGAGAUCAGAGCGCUCUGAUAUUAAAGACAGAUACAGAAUUGAAAGAAUCCGUUUACGAUCUCUUGAGGACAAUCAAAGAUCCGGAGAAACCACAAACCUUGGAACAAUUGGACGUUGUAUAUGAAGAAUGUGUCAAUAUUUGUCACUGUACACCCGGAGGAGUUUCCAUAAUUCGUGUGGAGUUUAAUCCUACGGUACCUCACUGCUCUUUGGCGACUCUUAUAGGACUGUGCAUCCGUAUCAAGUUGGAGCGUCAUUUGGCAUCAUUAUUUAAAUUAGAUAUCUAUAUCAAGGAGGGCGCGCAUUCCACCGAACAAGAAAUAAACAAGCAGAUUAAUGACAAGGAGCGUAUAGCAGCUGCAAUGGAAAAUCCAAGCUUACGGGAACUGGUGGAGAAGUGUAUUUUAGAGGAAGACUACUAGCCUUUUUACAAUGUGUUGUACGCUUUCAAGUGCGACUAUGUAAAUAAAUAUUGUAUGUGUAUAAUUAAAUACAACUUUUUGCAAUUC